This is a messenger RNA of Letharia lupina, 1140 nucleotides long. RefSeq lists its product as uncharacterized. The transcript has 4 exons. The record is from RefSeq and is a predicted model, not a curated record. The coding region runs from base 1 to 1140 and encodes 379 amino acids. Lineage: Eukaryota; Fungi; Ascomycota; Lecanoromycetes; Lecanorales; Parmeliaceae.
AUGUCCCGUCGCGAUCGUGACACACGAGACGACCGUGAUCGCCGAAGAGGAGACAGAGGAGGCCGGGAGGAACCUGUCCCUGCCCCCCAAAGAGAAAGACCAAGACCAUCCAAGCAAAGGCAAGAUGCCUUGAAUGAGUUUUUCGUUAGUGGCGAGGGCAUCCAUCGCGAAGUCUUGCAGCGAGAGAUCUGCAAAUACCUUGGACCCGAGGCUUACUCGAGGCCCUCAACCUACAAUGGGAAUAACGGUUAUGUUAUCACUGCUGUCCGACCAUUCACAUCAAAGAUGUUAGAUGAUCUAAUCGAACUUUCCAACUUGUACGCCGCGGAGAAUCGUGAAAUGAGAAAAAGAGGCCAAGAUAUAUCCUACGGAGAAUCCGAAACCAGUCGGCGCCAGGAAAUGAGAACAGGUGCAGAAGAACCCCCGUAUCCCGAACGGUUUCCAUCCCAACCCACAUAUGCGGUGCCCCCUCCACAGCCUGCAUACUCGACUGGGGCUGGAUCUGCCGCAUAUCCAGGAUCUGUGUAUCCGUCAGGAUCGAGCUAUCAACCAGGCCCAAGCUUUCCAGCAACCUCAGGGUACUUAACCCCAGGACAUCUUGCUUCUAUCAGGCCUAGCACCAAUGAUUCAAAUUAUACCUACGGAGAUGAGUAUACCAAUCCGGGCCCUUCGUACAGGCAAGCAACCACAUACCCAGGUACAGGAGGAUACAGGGACCCCAGAGAAGAACCCAGGGCGUACUCCAGAGCAGAUCCUAGGGACACCAGGAUGGAUCCCAGGGAUCCUAGGUUGGAUCCGCGAGACCCAAGAUUGGAUCCGAGAGACCUCAGGAUGGAUCCUAGAGAUCCCAGGAUGGACCCUAGAGACCCCAGAUUAGAUACACGCCCGGAUCCCAGAACCAUACCUAGCUAUCCUUCCUACGGCGUGAACUCGCCUGGGGAUGUGUCAAUGCAUGGAGCUGUCGAUGAUCCUAGAGCCUAUGAUUACGUUUCCACAAUACCACCCCUUCAGUCUGGUAGAGGUGGGUCUUUUACUCCUUCCGGAGUUGUGCCACGUGGAUACGACCCGCGUGAUUCCCCUCAAAUGAGAGAUGGCUACAGGACCGAGCCCAUCCGGGAGGAACGUCGUUCUCGAAGAUAG